GCCGCCGCCACAUCCCGGGCCGGGCGGGCGGCGGCGCCGAGGCCACCGGGCGGGCGGGCCUCCAGCGCUCCCCGGACGUCGGGACCCCAGGCCCGCGAGGCCCGAGCCGCGGAAGGGCCUGAGGACCGCGACAGGCUCCGGCUGCACGGAGGAGACACGAGGAGCCAGGAACCUCCAAGGCAAAGCAGAUACUGCAAGGAAAUGUGGACCAGGCCUAAGAAGAAUCGAGUGCGACUUCCGGUUCUUCUGUGUCCCCUGCAGCAGAGUGUAACCGUGUGACCCGCUGAGGACCCAGGUGCCCCACGUCACUCCCGGACAGCGAUAGCCUGAGAAACGCCCACCCCCGAGGUUCCGCGCAGGCUCUGGCCGGCAAGUGGGCGGAGCCGGGACGCUCCGGGGUUCGUUUCUCGGGUUUCACAGAUUCUCUACAGCUCAGUGGGUGUGGCCGCAGCUUGUCAGCGAGUCAAGAUUUUAAACCCAGCCUGCUUGGAAUCGCCUCAGGAUGGCGUCUGCCCUCUGAGGAUUACCCAAAGGUCCGGCCCGCGGCAGGCCCCCUCCUGCCCCGGCUUCCAGGCCCUGGCAGGUGCCAGAUGCCAGAUGCCAGGGACACAGUAGCCUGGGCCAGAAAGUGUCAACAGGCACCUCUGCAGAAGUGAAGUCUUACCACGUUUUCCAAGACCAAAUAGAAAUGGCUCCUUUCCGGAAGAAUCACUGAAUGGCUGACAUUUGACAACAUGCACCACCAGUGGCUUCUGUUGGCCACAUGCUUUUGGGUGAUUUUCAUGUUCAUGGUGGCCAGCAAGUUCAUCACGCUGACCUUUAAGGACCCUGAUGCUUACAGCGCCAAGCAGGAGUUUCUGUUCCUGACCACUGCGCCCGACGCGGGGAGGUCGCUGAGAGAGACGCACUUCCCUGAGGAGCUGAAGCUGACCGGGAAGAUGCUGCCGGGAGGGCGGCUCGUUCAACCCUUGGUCUAUAUGCAGCGCCUGGAGCUCGUCAGGAACGUGUGCAGGGAGGACACCCUGAGGAACCUCUCACACACCGCCGUCUCCAAGUUUGUCCUCGACCGGAUAUUCGUCUGUGACAAGCACAAGAUCCUCUUCUGCCAGACCCCCAAAGUGGGCAACACCCAGUGGAAGAAAGUGCUGAUCGUGCUGAACGAUGGCCUGUGGAUCACCAGAAGCUUUUCUUCACUCUCAUCCUGCCCGCAGAAGCAGUUGAAAUUCAAAGACCUAAACGUGGAUACUGGGAUGGCCCAUGGGGAACGCGGGCCUGGGCUUCGAGACGGGCAUCUGUCUUUAAAGGCAGCAUCCCCAACACGCCCUCUCCCUGUUUGCCUCCCAGGAGCCUUUCCUUCCAUCGAAGAGAUCCCUGAAAGCGUGGUGCACGACCACGAGAAGAACGGCCUCCCGCGUCUCUCCUCCUUCAGCGAUGCAGAAGUUCAGAAGCGCUUGAAGACAUACUUCAAGUUUUUUAUCGUAAGAGAUCCCUUCGAGAGACUGAUUUCUGCGUUUAAGGAUAAGUUUGUUCACAACCCCCGCUUUGAGCCUUGGUACAGGCACGAGAUUGCCCCUGGCAUCAUCAGGAAGUACAGGAGGAACCGAACGGAGACCAGGGGCAUCCAGUUUGAGGACUUCGUGCGCUACCUGGGUGAUCCGAACCAUAGGUGGCUGGACCUUCAGUUUGGGGACCACAUCAUCCACUGGGUGACAUACGUGGAACUGUGCGCACCCUGCGAGAUCAAGUACAGCGUCAUCGGUCACCACGAGACCUUGGAGGACGACGCCCCGUACAUCUUGAAAGAGGCUGGCAUAGACCACCUGGUGUCUUACCCCACCAUCCCCCCGGGCAUCACCGCGUAUAACAGAACCAAAGUCGAGCACUACUUUCUGGGCAUCAGCAAACGAGACAUCCGGCGCCUCUAUGCACGGUUUGAAGGGGACUUUAAACUCUUUGGGUAUCAGAAGCCAGAUUUUUUGCUAAACUAAUGUGUAGGAUUGUGAGUUCAAGUAUCUUUGUUAGACCAGAGGCUAACCAGGUGGAGAUCUGGACACAGAAAUGACACUUUGCUCUGUCACGUUCCCCCUGAACACUCCUCAGUUCCCAUGGGCCUGGGUGCGCCUUGGCCAGUGAAGCUGGACCCUGACCAUUAUGACCUAGUUUGGACAGAAGGUGCCCGGCGGGCCCUGCCCCCCCUCCCGCCCCAGCCCCAGUGCCAUCAGGCCUUUGUUCUCCUCAGCGGGAAAAGAGACUAAACAUUUGCAGUCGAACAGACGGGAGGAAAAAUCAUACAGCCUCGAGUCACCUCCCUCGGUUGUCAGACACCUGCAGCUCCCCCAGACGGUGGGGCGGUCCUGCCUGUCCCCAGGGGAUUGUAGACAUGGCACCCAGCGCUUUCAGGAGAGAUGGAAGAGCCAGUGGUCUGCACACAUCCCAGGGGCCGAGAUAGGGUCAAAUCUGAGUAAUUACACCUCUGGGUUUCAUCUUGGCGCCACUAUAAUCACAGAGGCAGACCCUUCUUUCCAUGACUGUUUUGUUCUGAGAAGUUCAGGGAUGACUCGAGGGCACUCUCUGGUAGUCCAUCUCUUCAGAAUACAUGCCUGUAUGCUGCUGGGCCAGAUUUCCAGACCUCUGCCUGCCAAGUGAUUAUCUCAUUCAGCCCAAGAGAUCCAAUUUUGGAAAGUGAGGGGAGUGUACAUUUUUCCCACCUGAGAAAGGGAACGUCUCUGGGGACCUUAAAGGGAGCCUGGGAAGAGGCAGAGCUGGCCGGGUGCUGGAGCUCAGGCUGCCCUGGACUUGGGCACGUCCGCCCUGAUGACUGUCUGCCUCUUGUCUCUGAUGGCCCCGCGUGGAUGGGCACGGCGGGGGGGGGUCUCCACCUGUCUCCCCCAAGGCCAGGCCCUCCUGGGGGCCAAAGGCAAACACGGGCAACAUGCCAGUAUUGCCCAAUCAGUGCAGCUUACACAUUUCGGUCUCCUUUCGUCUCAGCAAAAUGCGCACCACUGGACCCAUUUCUGAUGAUGCCGUCAUCCUGGACUGUAAGUUGGAUAAUCAAGUUCACCAGCAAUAAAAAUCCUGGGCCGAGGCAGCCCCAGUAACGCACCUUCCAGGCGCUGAGGAGCAGGCCACGGCUACCAUUUCAGAUGCCGUCCGACAGCGAGGCCCCUCGAGAUACGGGAGAGUUUCCCGCGAAAAGUCCCAAGUGUUCAGGCUGCACAGCGCCCAGGAGCCCAGCCUUUCCUCCAGGCAGCCUCCACCGUCCCUUUCUCAGUGUGGCUUCCGGAGUUUGUAAAUGUGAAAGUAACAUGAAAUUAAAAAAAAAACAAACACGUGCCAACCUGACAUGGGCCGCGGUUCCAGGGCAGGUGCUGCGUGGACGCGACGUCCCCGAGGCCUGGCGACGGUGAGGGACACGCGGGCCUGCGUGAUGGCUGCGGGUGAGCCGGUGGUGGAGGAGCGGGGCUCAUGUGCCCGCCCGCCACGCCGACGGAGGGGCAGCCUGCGUGGUGGCCUGUCACCCUCUGCUGACACGCAGAGGCUGCAGGAUCAGUCAUUCUUCUGUCACGUUUUAGAAAAGUCUUGUUGAAAUCAUUCCGCACCUGAUGCAGGAGUGUCUCUGGGGUGGAGCGAAGCUCAUUCCCAGGGGAGACACCGGGCGGGGCAGGGGGAGGAGGAGAUGGCAGCUAGAAAGGGCGACCCCGCAGGAAAUGUGCAGAUGAGCACUCAGAAGUAGCAUCAGCCUGAUUCAAAAAGAAACAGAAGAAGCAACUCUGCCUCCAAGAAGCAGUCUUAAGGCAGGGAGGGCAGUUCCUGAAUUUGGAAGUUUAAUAAUAUUAGGUUGACUUAAUAGGCUUGUGUCUUAGAUUGCUUUUCUCUUACUGGAUUUAUUUUCUUCUCACACAUUUUAAGUUUCAUGGGUCGAGGAGAGGUUUGGUUUCCCUAGUGCUGAGUGCACACAGAGAUGGCAGAUCCCCACAUGCCAGGGGCCCAGGUGGCUCUGUUUGGGGUGGGGAGGGGUCCCGGGAGAAAGAACCGGGGACAGGGUCCCAGAGUGUUACUGGGGGAUGUUGGUUUCCCGUCCGCUCACACUCUACCCCUCACCACACCCCACCCCCACUUCCCCACUCAACCCCAGCUUAGCCCAUUUAACUGGAACCUCCAGAAGCAGGUAACAGCAGAAACCGGGACGAGAAGGGGAAAACGAUCAAGAUGCAGCCAAACUUUGGACAAAGAGCCUUGCCACCCCUUUGAUGAAAUUUAAAUUGUUCUGGUUACUGCUGACGAAAGAUUAAAUCAGUCGAUCUAAGAAAGAAAUGGAAAUUUUUAUUUGAGACAAAUUGAGGAUUAUAACCCGGGAACAGCCUCUCAGAAAACUCCGAGAGCUAUUCUGCCCAUUAGAAGUCAAAGCACAGUUAACAUAAGUUUUUGGAGACAGAGGGCUAUACAUUAAAUGAUGUACUGUUGACAGUUUACACAAUCCAGAUCUUCAGGUACAAAGUGGUGGGUCCUUGUGACCCUUUGCAAGAUUAAGAAAGAACGUUAUCAUUUAAGGAGCUGUCUUGUUGGUUCUAGGAGAACGUUGCUCUUUAUGGCUGAGCAGGUAUUUCUGCCGAUGGGGAGGUUUGGUCGAUGCCUAAUGCAGAGACACAAUGUGCAGUAGAGGGGAGAGAGGAGGCCAAAGGGCAGAGAAGAUUUUUUACGUUUAAGUUUUUCUUGUCUUGCCAUAAAAUGUGUUAUUUCACGGUACCUCUUCCAAGCCCCUUGGACAUGCCAACCGCUGCAUCCGUCAGGGUUCUGGGGUUCAGAGCUGAGCAGAACUGCAAGCUUGCGGCGGAGUAGAGGCUGGCAAGUGCUGAACCGGGCCGCCCAGGCCUGCGGGUGGCAGGUACACAGGAAGGAUGGGGCAAUUACAUGGUUGUUUCCUUGCCCUCAAGCCAAUCUCCCUGUCAGUUUAUUAGCAGUUAUCUUGAAGCUGUCUAAAACAAGACUUGGACAGCAGCAUCACAUCCAUCAUCUGUACUGUCCUCAAAACUGAGUGGACCUGGUAAGUCUUAACAGGCCUUUUUCAGUCGUAUUUCCUAUUGUCUGUAAUCUGUAAACUCUCAAUUGUUGUAACACUGCAAGGACCCCAAAUUCUGGACUUUUCCUUUGUGCUUGCCAAUUUCAACUAGCCAAUCCUUUCUCUCCACCUCUCUCUCUCUCUCUCUCUCUCUCUCUCUCUCUCUCUCCCUCAGAAAGUAGAGAGGAACAGUCAAUACAUGCUUGCACUUUGCCUCUUUCCCUCCACUUUUCCCAACAGUCUCUCUUUUCUCUUUAUCACUCAUAUUAUCGCAGGUAAGUUUCACUCAGUACUGCACUGCAGCAUCACAUGAGUCUCAAUCUUUCCAGCCCACAAUAUCUAUUUUUUAGCCACCCAGCUCCUAACCAGUGAAUAUGAAAUUUGAAAACCACAAAUUUUAGGUCUCUGUAACUGCAGCUCCAAUAUCAGGAUAACGAUUUCUGUGUUAGAUAGGGUAACAUCAGCUUCCCUAACAAACAAAAACCAAG
Eubalaena glacialis (North Atlantic right whale) is the source of this 5547-nucleotide messenger RNA. It is a transcript of the gene CHST10, whose product is annotated as carbohydrate sulfotransferase 10. Gene Ontology annotation, cellular component: membrane. Gene Ontology annotation, biological process: carbohydrate biosynthetic process; proteoglycan biosynthetic process. Bases 735 to 1988 code for a protein of 417 amino acids. NCBI's taxonomy places the organism in Eukaryota, Metazoa, Chordata, Mammalia, Artiodactyla, Balaenidae. Gene Ontology annotation, molecular function: sulfotransferase activity. The transcript has 8 exons. The record is from RefSeq and is a predicted model, not a curated record.